This is a messenger RNA of Arachis ipaensis, 882 nucleotides long. Lineage: Eukaryota; Viridiplantae; Streptophyta; Magnoliopsida; Fabales; Fabaceae. The record is from RefSeq and is a predicted model, not a curated record.
UGUUUGAUUUUUGCAGGUGUUGGCAUUGGUGUAGGCUUUCUUUGUUUGUUUCUCUUGGGUUAUAAACUAUACCAAUACAUACAGAAAAAGAGAGAAAGGAUUCACAAGGAAAAGCUAUUCAAACAGAAUGGUGGCUACUUGUUACAAGAGAAAGUGUCAUCAUCACAUGGAAAUGGAUCCCAAAAGGUAAUAAUAAAGCUUUUCACAGCUGAGGAGCUUCAAAGAGCAACAGAUAACUACAACUGGAGCAGGUUUCUUGGUCAAGGUGGAUAUGGAAAAGUCUACAAAGGAAUGCUACCAGAUGGAACCAUAGUAGCUGUUAAGAGAUCUAAGGAGAUUGAGAGGAACCAGAUUGAGACUUUUGUCAAUGAAGUUGUCAUUUUAUCACAGAUUAAUCACAGGAACAUUGUGAAGCUCUUGGGCUUCUGUCUUGAGACAGAAGCACCAUUACUAGUCUAUGAGUUCAUUCCAAAUGGAACACUUGCACAACAUAUUCAUAGCAAACCCCAUGAAUCAUCUUCACCACUUUCAUGGGAUAGCCGGCUUGGAAUCGCAUGCGAGGUAGCCGGAGCAGUGGCUUAUAUGCAUUCUUCAGCUUCAAUUCCCAUCUUCCAUAGAGAUAUCAAACCUACUAACAUACUCUUAGAUAGUAACUAUAGUGCAAAAGUGUCUGAUUUUGGAACAUCAAGAUCAUUGCCACAAGACAAGACUCACUUGACAACACAAAUAGGAGGAACUUUCGGAUACAUCGACCCUGAAUAUUUCCAAUCUAGUCAAUUUUCGGAUAAGAGUGACAUGUAUAGUUUUGGAGUUGUGCUUGUUGAAAUCAUAACUGGGAAGAAGCCGUUUCGUUUAUAGAAGAAGAUGAGGGUCAGAAUUUGA